Nelumbo nucifera (sacred lotus) is the source of this 783-nucleotide messenger RNA. It is a transcript of the gene SECE1, whose product is annotated as secE/sec61-gamma protein transport protein. NCBI's taxonomy places the organism in Eukaryota, Viridiplantae, Streptophyta, Magnoliopsida, Proteales, Nelumbonaceae. The record is from RefSeq and is a predicted model, not a curated record. Gene Ontology annotation, cellular component: chloroplast thylakoid membrane.
CUUGAUCACUGAAUAUUUCUUCAUUCGCUGCAGUAAUGGCACUUCCCUCUUCACUCGCGUUGUCCCUUUCUUCAACCUCAACACCACCACCAAGUUCCGUUCAGUCAAGCCUUCCAGUACUCUCCCAUUCCACACGCGUCGCUAAUUCUUCUCAGCUUCAACUCCGUCGACUCAGGCUAACCCAAAGCAGAAAACCCCGUCAUCUAAUCAAGGCAAUUGAAGAAGGGCAACAACAAGAUAAUGAAUCUGCAACAGAGUCCACACAACAAGAUUCCACAUCCGAAACAGAAACCACGGCGAAUUCUGACACAGUUAGUCUGUCUGAAUUGGGUUCUGAGAUCAAAGAAGCAAUGAAAACAAGGAAAGAGAGAGAAGAAAGCAGCGGAGGAGGAGACCUGUGGAGCGGAGUAGCAGAGGAGGUCAGGGAGAUCGAAUGGCCGGUGUUUGGAAAGGUCUUGGGUACUACCGGCGUCGUUUUGGGCGUCAUCGCUGGGUCUAGUGUUGUGUUGCUCACCGUGAAUGCUGUCUUGGCUGAACUCUCCGAUCGUAUCUUCUCCGGAAAGGGUGUUCAGGAUUUCUUCAGUUAGUUGCUUAAUUGUAGAAAUUUGAAUAAUAUUCCAAAAAAUCAAAAAGGUUGAUAAUGUUUUCCGCUACGUCCAUCUCGUUUCUAUAUUUCUUGCUUGCAAUUUCCUUCGCAUCUGAUAAAAGAUGGCUUUCCUUGCAACCUUUUUGAAUUGCUAAUUCUACAAUUAAUGAAAACCUUAUUCAGUGGAAUUAGUUGAU